AUGAAGGAUAACCGUGGGAUCUCGGUGCCAGUGGAGGCGUUCUGCGUGCGUUUCAACGGCACCAGUGAUAAGGAACGGUUUCUGCUUGGCUUCGGGGAGUUUGUGGACACGGUUUCGCCGAGGAGGGACCAGUUGGUUUCGCCUGGAUUGCCCAGUGCUGCGCCGACGAUCGAUGUCCAAAGCAGGCUGCAAUCGCAAGAGGACCAGAGCACAAAACGCAGCAAUUCCGAAGACGGAUCGGGUCUGACGUCAGCUGUACCUGAGCUUGCCAUUUGGUUUGAUGCUGUGACGCCAGAGUUCACAAUGCUUUGCUGCACGAUUGCCUUGAAGAUGCUUGCUGGUAGUUCUUUGGCACACAUAUGCAAGGUUGAGCAGAGUCUUCUGCGAUGCAUCCAGCCAGCAAUGCGAGAAGACUUUCAGUAUUGGGUUCGUUUAUGCGUCGACCAGUCAGAUAACAGUGUCAGUCAGAGAGGAGCUGCGCCACUGCAAGUGGGAUCAGUACGCUUCCGUUUCAGUGAGCAUCAUCAUCGUUUCCACUUCGCCAUCGAGAGCAACGUGACGCUAGUCAUGGCCCCGCAAGGUCGCGAGGAUUGGCCCGCCGGCACGGGCGAGACGUCGCGCGCGGUGAAGAUUGUUCUCGAGAGGCCCAAGUGGAUCCAGGGGGGGCACUGGACCCCCACGAACGCCGACGCGCCCCUGCCGAAUGACAUCUCUGUGCUGCCAGGCGCCCUCGAGUCGGACGGCUCCCUGGCGCCCUUUGGCCGGUCGGCGCGCUCGCUCGACGGCCGCCGCGGGCGGAGCGCCCGCAGCAGGCGAUCGGGGGCGAGCGCCGACAGCAGGCGCUCCGGGGGCAGCGGCGAGCAGCGCCUCGGCCCUGGGGGGCCAUGGAGCCACUGGCCAGGGCGGCCCCGGUCGCAGCGCCGGCGGCUCCGCGGGGAGCGGGCACGGUGGCCGGGCGGGCGCCCACGACGUCCUGGCCCUGUGAUCCGCGGUGCCGGCGCCGGGCGGCUCGGCAGGGCUCGGGCGGUGCAGCGCAGCGCGGAGCCCGGCUGCGCCAGCCCUCGGCACGGCGAGCAGGCGCCACUGCCCCCACGGAGCCCGGCUUCCGGCAGGGCGCGCGGGAAGAGGAGUGCGCAGUCGGCACCCUUUGCUGGGGAAGCGAGCGCCAGUGCCAGAUCUUCAGCCGCUUGGGUUCAAGGGCCAUUUCGUCUCGAGACGUCUCCAGGAGGGAAGGUUUGCGCGCUGGCUCACGAGUCAUCCGUCCGCGCGUUCAGUCGUGCAUGCCGCGGCCUGGGCAUCGUGACUCCUGCGCGCCCUGAGAUCCACGUGCACACUGCUUCACAGACAACGAGCGCAGCGCAACUCGGGGCAGAUGACAUGGUCGCUGGAGUUGUGAUUCACCCUGGCCCCCCACAAGACUGGUUCGAAGUCCGUUCAGUCUGGGUUGCAAGGUCAACAGUCUUUGCUGCACGUUGA
Molecule: messenger RNA, 1476 nt
Organism: Prorocentrum cordatum
Lineage: Eukaryota; Dinophyceae; Prorocentrales; Prorocentraceae
Source: the annotation of a GenBank genome assembly